Molecule: messenger RNA, 5215 nt
Organism: Vitrella brassicaformis
Lineage: Eukaryota; Vitrellaceae
Source: the annotation of a GenBank genome assembly
GACCUCUUCGAUCAUUGACAUGAAUUGUUCAAAACCAUAUACACAUUGCGAGAGCCGGGUCAGUUCACCACAUCAGAAGGCAACAGCACAUGUGAAUUAAGCAAAUGUGAAUUGUACAUAUCCACAAACCGACACGCAUGUCUCUUCUCAAUUGUCAAAAUAAUGCUUUGCACGCAUAUGAAUUGUCGGCCCUUUACGAGCCCCAGAAUCGGAAGAAUGAGGUCUUCUUGGGCUUCUCCUGGCUGCUGUGCUCAGCUUGUAGAUCCACCAGGCGCACCUAAAUUGGAUACACAUUACAUGCACACGCCCAUGCCAUGUGAGUGCAUGCCGUCUGCAGGUGUGUACCUCUAGGUCAGCCACGAGCGUCGCAUAGGUCCUCAGCUGCUCCCUCGUCGUUUCAAAGCGGGCACGCACGCGGUCCAUCUGGAUAGGCAUAGAUUAAAUCAUGUGUGUCUGUGCGUAGGCGUAUGUGUGUAUGUGUGUGCGCGGCAUCCACACAAUUCACUCACCUGUCUGUCCCGUUCCGUUUCGCUGUUGGCCAGCUCCACCUUGGUGUUGAUCAGCUCCUGCAUAUGCGUGCACGGCCACACACACACAUCCAUCCAUCCAUCCACCCAUCCAUCCAUCCAUCAGGCCACUCACCUCUUCUAGCUCGAGUAUUCUGGCCGCCAGAUUCCUCUGCUGCAUCUCGUUGUCACGCGACAUGGUCUCCAGCUUAGCCAUCGUCGACGGCCUGCAUACACACAUGCAUUCGUGUAUGUGUGCGCUUGUCUUGUGGAUGCAUUGCAUGCGUGCCGUGGUCGGUCGGCGAGCUCCUGCUCCAGCUCUUGCAGGCGAUCCUUCAGUGCCUUUGUCUGCACGUCAAGUAACGGACACACACACUCAUAGGCCAGCUGGGCACACUUGAUAUGAUGUGCAGGUAUGUGUGUGCACCUCUCUUUGCAAAGUGGUGACUUCAAGCUCGUUCUUGCGGCGAUAUCCGACUGCCUCGUCCUAACACACACCACACCACACACGUAUUCAUAGCUCGUGUGUGGUGGGGUGUGUGUAUGCGUGGCUGUCGGCGGCACUUGCCUUGAGGACUCGUUUCUCCGCCCUGUGUGUGGCCAUGUCGGCCUCCCUCUCGCGACGCAGCGCGUCACGCACCGCUGUCAGCUCACUGACCUGACCAGUGCCGCACACACACACACAAAGACAAGUGCUCACACGCAUUCACGGAUGGCCCUUGUUGCACACAUCACACAUACAUACCUCUUGCUGCAGGACUUGGACCUGCUGCCCCAGUCCCUCCUGUGUGUGGUCCUGUGAGCUGAUGGCCAGACGCAGACGCGACAACUGCACACACAUCCAUCCAUCCAUCCAUUCAUUGAAUAUGUGUGCUUGGUGUGCUGUGUGCGGCUUACGUCCUUCUCGAGCGCUCUGCAUUUCUUCUCGAAUUCGUCGCGCUCCUGCUCGAUGCGCGCACGGUCGUCCUGCACACAUGCACACACAUACACGCAUGCAUUCAGGUGCGUGUGUGCACUUGUGUGUGAGUGAGCAUGCACACACACGCACCUCCGUCUCUUGCGCACGCUUCUCGCUGCAUGGAAUUGACACACAGAGGAGUGCAAUCGUCCAUCCAUCCUUUCACCCUUUCAUCCAUUCUGUGUGGUGCGUGGGGUUAUGCGUACAGCAUGGUUUGUCUGAGCUCGGACGAGCGGCGGAGCGCUGACAGAGAGGCCUGCAUUCAGUGGUCCAUCAGUGUGCGAGUGUCUGUGUGGGGUGUGUGUGUGUGGAAGGUGUGUGUACAAUACCUGGAGCUCUUCAAUGCGCUUUUCGAAAUCCUGUCUGAGGCGCGACGAUUGCUGUCAGUCAACACACACACACACACACACACACACAAUGCAGCGUCAUCCAACGGAUGCGUAUUUACCUCUUCUCGCUCGGAGAUCUCCAUCUCAGCUCUCUCCAGCUUGUGCUUGGUCGUCCUGCAGAUGUGUGUGGGCAUUUAUCCAAUCAUCCGUGUGUGUGUUUGUGUGUGUAAGUGUCCUCACUUGAGUUCAUCUCGCAGGACGUCCGCCACGACAGACACGGCACUCUUUUGGCUGAUGGACAAAUUCUACACACACACACGCAGAGAGAGAGACUGAAUGGAUGGAUGUGUGUGUGCGUGUGUGUGUGUGGCUGACCGAGUCGAGGUUUUCCUUCUCUCUCCUGUCGACCUUCAUCUCGUCCAGCUGAUGGGCCAACUCGCGGAUGCGCUCAUCCUAAACAAGACAUACACACACACACACACACACACACAGAGAGAGAGAGAGAAUCACACGCGUCGAUUGAUACCACACGUGUGUUCCUACCUUCUCGGCGAUGAGCUGUUUGUGUGCUGCUUCAUCCUGUGUGAUAGAUAGAUAGAUAGAUGGGCUUAUGCUUGUGUCCGUGUCGGUGUGAGCAUGCUCAUCGGUGUGCGCGCAUAUAUACUUGUUUGAGUUGUUUUCUGGCCUUGUCCAGCUCCGUCUCAUACCGAGACAGCUCCUUGCUGCUCACAAGAGGCAGGCAGACAGACAGACUGACACGUACAGACACACGAGACACAUACGGUCGUAGGCACCUGUGUGCUUCCUUGGCCUUGGCCAUUUCCUCGUAGGCAGAGGCCAGCUGGUGCUCCAAAUCCUUGAUGCUGCACGCCAUCCAUCCAUCCAUCCAUCCAUCGUGCACAUAAUCGUCUGUGUGGAUGCCUGCAUACCGUUGUAAGAAGAUGGAGACCUCGACCUCGCCGCCCUCCUUGCCCCGCUGCUGGUAGAUGGGCUUCUGCUCUAUCAUGCUGCCGUCCCACCCUGAGGCAGCCUGCUGUGUCGGCUCCUUCUUCUCGAAGUUCCCUGUCUGCGCCUGCAGACAUUCGCAUGUGGAUGGAUGGAUGUGUGGGCGCGUGUGUGAGUGUGACCUUGGCGAACGAGACGACGCUCGAUGGGCUCAGUGACGGGCGAUCUGGGGUGUCGGACACACUUGAAUCCUUCACACACACACGUAUGCGGCAACGAGCAAUGGCGCUGUGCGCUGGCAGCAGCACAGGUACCCACCUUCGGUCUUGAAACGGCAACAGGCGGCUGCAGGAAACCUGCACGCAAAUUAUUUCAUUUCACCCGUGCAACCAUUUUGAGUGAAGAGAUGAAUCUGUCCCGAGUGCCACUCUGUUACUGCCGUCAGAUGGCGAGGUUUCCUCAAUCACCGGAGGCAGCCUCUUGUUGGCCUCUUGCUGCUGCUGCGCCCUGGGCGAGUCGAGGCCGAAUGAGGGAGAGUGGCCAUAACCUCCCUGUGUGUGAAUGUAUUGCAGACACAGAGACAGACACGCAUGGAUCUAUGGAUCUAUGGAUGGAUCGAUGGAUGGAUGUGUGUGUUUGGUCAAGGGGAAAGGGCACCUUGAACGAGAAAGAAGGUGAAACCGGGCUGCCCCCACUGACACACACAGACAGACAGACAGACGGAGGAAAGGGAGAGGGAGAGGGAGAGAGUGUGUCCAUCCACACACGUGUCUGUGUGAGCGUGUGUGUGUGUGUGUGCUUGCCCGCUGCCGCUGAUGUUCAGGUUGACCUCUGACCCUACAGCACAAGGGAUGCAUUGAUUGCAUCGGUGUGUGUGGGUGCGGUUCCUGCCUACCACUGGCGCCCAGGUCGACGUUGCUCAUGCCGCUCAGCAGCGACAUCGAGUCGUCAUGGUCAGUGGCGCCCAGGUGCACACAGCCGAUCGUGAAGUGAAGCUGCAUUCCAUGAGCACAUCGACACACCACAAACCACACACCACACACCACACACACGGACGAUUUGUGUGUCUGGACGGACAUACAGCCGGCUGUGUGUGCGUACAUACCUGUGCGUCUUUGUCUCUACACUUGGCCAGUGGAACGGACACCUCCUUCACUGCACACAUACACACACAUGGAUGGAUGGACGGAUGACCAUAUGUCACACACAUACACAAACGUGCCUGUUGGCUGUGCGAGAGCGACGGUGCUGCUGGCUGGGAAAGGGUUGCUCGCAUUGGGAGCUGACACAUGAACACGCACACGCGCACACACACACACACACACACACAGAAAGACGUAGACGGAUGGAAUGCGCACACGCACGUACAUGCGGCAUCAUUGGCCGUCUCCCCGCCCCCCUCCUCGUGUUGCUCGUGCUUCUCUGCGGGCGGCUGGAUCACACCUACACACACACACGCACACAUGCACACACAUGCCGCCCAUGGGUGUGGAAUAUACGCGUGUGUGCGCACAUACGUGGUGGCGGCACCGGUGCGUAUUCGCUGAGGUCGAAACGGUACUCUCCCAGCACUGCUGUCCGACCUGCACACACACACAUGAGAAGGAUGGCAGGCACUGCUUGACGAGACGAGACGAGACGAGCACAUGAACGGAUGCACACAUGGAGCCAUACCUCUGUCCUUUUUGCUGGUGGAGAUGACUUGUAUGACGGCCUCCUUGGGCAUGUACUUGUCCUGCUUGUCCUGGUGCUGGUGCUUGUCCUGGGGCUGCUUCCCGCCACCCUGUGUAUACGUAUACACAUGACACACACCACACACACAUCGCGUGGAUGUCGGUGAAUGUGUGGACGGAAUGUCCACAGAACCGACAGACCUUCUCGCCACCCCUGAACAGCGUCGCCACCAACACGAGCCGCUCCUGUGGGGUGUGGAGGAAACCAAAAAAUAACACAACACAACACACACAAUAUGCCGAAGACGCACGUGUCUGUCUGCAUGUGUUUCAUGUGUUGAGUGUGACGUGCCUGCAUGCUGCACGUGCCCGUCUCCUUGCUGAGCGUCGCCUUCUGCCUCGUGGCAGACCGCUUCGGGCCUACAUCAACGACAAAUGCACCAAUCCGAUGCACCCUAUUGAAUCAGUCAUACCUCUGAUCCACUCGACGCGUAUGUCCUUGUCCUCAUCGGUCUUGAGCUCAACGCGAUGCAGCGCCAACUCAAACCUAUCAUCACACAACACAAGUAAUACACACACAAUGCUCUUCGCGUGUGCAGAUUGACUGACACACAUCACAAAUGCUUGUGCGUCUGUCUAUGUGUGCCCACUUGCCUGUAUUUCUCCCCCUCUUUGCCAAUGUGGCGGGCCGCACGGAGAAUGCGCGACAUUGUGGUCGCUGAAUGCACAGGAACGGGAGCCCCGUGCGUAGAUAUACACUCACAGACGCGCAGGCCAGCUCACGCUUCAGGGGGGAGAAGGGAG